Molecule: messenger RNA, 2146 nt
Organism: Struthio camelus australis
Lineage: Eukaryota; Metazoa; Chordata; Aves; Struthioniformes; Struthionidae
Gene: PARVG
Product: parvin gamma
Biological process (GO): establishment or maintenance of cell polarity; cell projection assembly; substrate adhesion-dependent cell spreading
Cellular component (GO): cytoplasm; focal adhesion; actin cytoskeleton
Molecular function (GO): actin binding
Source: RefSeq, a predicted model, not a curated record
CUUCCCUCUUGCGUUUUCUGUGAGCUUUGAGCUGCCCUGCAUGGGAGACUGCAGCUUCGGCACAAAACUGCUGAAACCUCGGUAUCAGUCUCAUCCUCUGAUCAACUGCAUAUCGCUUGCUGGGAAAAGAUCUUGGAAGAUCUGGAGAAUUACUAAAGCAGAGAGCAAACAACACCUCUUCUGAGGCUAACGAGCAAAAAUGGCACUUGAAACGUCUAGUGCUCAACAAGGAAGUAAAACUAACCAGGAGUGAAAAAAAGACAAUGGAUCCAGACUUUCUAAAUGUGUUUACACUGCCUGUUGCACUUGAUCAAGUUGGGGCUGAAAAUAACAUUGCUCAAGGAGAGAAGAGGAAACUUAUAAAACCCACCUCACACAAUAAUCCCAAAUUGGAAGAAUUAAAACUGUUAUUGAUUGACUGGAUUAACACAACUCUGAAGCAGGAACACAUAGUAGUCAAAAGUCUGGAGGAAGAUUUGUUCGACGGACUGGUACUUCAUCAUCUUCUGGAAAACCUAGGAUCCCUCAAGCUGGAUGUUGACAAGAUUGCAUUAACAGAAAAAAAACAGCGACAGAAGCUCUCUGUGAUUCUGGAAGCUGUGGCUAAGUGUUUGCAGCUGGAAGAAAAUCAGCUGAAAUGGAGCGUGGAAUCUAUCUUGACAAAGGACUUACUGAGCACGCUGCAUCUUUUGAUUGCAAUAGCAAAGCACUUCCAACCCAAUCUGGCUAUUCCUCCAAAUGUUCGAGUGGAAACAAUCACUAUUGAGAACACCUCCAGGGGAUUAAAGACAGAAACUGCAGUGGAAUAUAUCACCGAUAUCAAAGAAAAUUUAGAAGACCAGUCAACAGAUGAUGCCUUUGAUGAAUUAUUCAGCCGUGCUCCAGAUAAACUGGAUGCAGUAAAACAGGUAUUCCUCCAAUUUGUCAACCAGCAUGUUGGAAAAUUAGGGUUAAACGUGAAAGACAUCGAAUCUCAGUUUGCAGAUGGAGUUAUCUUACUCCUGUUGAUCGGACAACUGGAGGGUUACUUCCUGAAUUUAAGGGAUUUCUUCCUGACUCCAGCCAGCACUACAGAGAUGCUUCACAACGUGAACCUUGCGGUGGACUUGCUGACAGAUGGAGGUCUGCUAAAUUUUUCUGUGAACUCUGAAGAUAUUGUGAAAGGAGAUAUGAAGACUACAAUGCGGAUUCUGUAUUGCUUAUAUUCCAAAUACAAGGCCAAAGAAACAUGAAGAGGAAGGCCAAGCAUUUGAGCCUUUUUUUUUUCUGGCUAGCAAGUGAUUUUUGAAUUUUCAGCUGUAUUUUUGUCCCUUUGUAUGUGCACACACUUAUCUUUGCUUGCUGUAUUAACAUGUAUAUGCAAGUCUGUAUUCAUGCAAGAUUUCACAUAUACAACUUGAAUUCCUGGAAGUAUGUGUUUAAUUAGGGCUGUAAGUCUAGAAGCUAUCCUUUGCUCUUUUUGAGGCCCUAAUGCAGGAAAGAAGUCUGUGUGUGUUUAUUCUAGACUCCAGUGUUUUGUGUCUGGAGUGGGAUUUGGAAGUUGGUGUUACAGCCUUGCCUUUUUCUCAUUCUGGUUCAGUCUGGAAAUUAGAGAGGUGGAUGACCCACCGUGGUGUCUCUGUGAAUAUUACAGAUACUGGAGCUCAGGUUCAAAAACUUCUUUGCAGAGGUGGACAGCUGUUCUCAGAUAAGGGCAUUUGGAUUGGAAAGCGAAUGAAAAGUAGCUGAAACAAAACCUGAACUUAUCAAAAUAUUUGAUCAAAGUUUCACCACUUGCCUGCUCAAAUCUGAAAGGAGGACUCAGAGCCGUGUGCUGAUGUGAGACUGUACGGUAACGGAGGGGAGACCUACAACACUAUGGAAAGAUCUCUGCCACUUCUGAGAGCACAUUAGUGCUACGGGGACUCUCAAACUCCCCUGGGACCCUCUUAGCGGCAUUUGUCCAGCAAUUGUCCCAAGCAUCCCAGCAGGCCCCCUCUGAACAAAGUUACUUUUGCAAAAGCCCCAGUUUACGUUAACUCUCACCCUGGGUCUUUCUCUGGAGUUUUAGAUCAGAACUCCUUCAAAACCUCCAUCUGCUCCUUUGACCUUGAAAUUAUGUCAUGUUUGUGUUGCAUAAAGCUUGAGUUCCAAUUAAAAAAAAAAA